ACCAACUACACAAAAUUAAACCCAAUUCCACAAACCCACUAUAUAUUCGACUACGCUCAUGACCACAAUAAAAUGCCCAUAGACAAUCAUGGCUCUAGCCGCCAUUGUUAAUAGUACUCAAGAUCAACUCAAAGAAGAAUACAAAAUUCUGGUACAUAUGGUUGAAGAAGAAGGAGAAGAUGAAGAAGAGGAGUUUUUUGAGAUAGAUUUGGAGAUAGUGAAUAAUAUACCACCGCCUCAUUACUGGGAAAGUUAUUUUACAGCAGCAACAAGUAGUACUCUUCUGGCUAACUGUUUGUUGCCUAUAUCUGAUGCUUCCUGCGCCAUUCCUGCCGUAGCUAAAGCUUCUGGCUACUAUUAAAUAGUAGUAGCUUUUAUUAAUUACCCAAAUUGUAGCUCUUUCUUUCGCUGAA
Nicotiana tabacum (common tobacco) is the source of this 413-nucleotide messenger RNA. The record is from RefSeq and is a predicted model, not a curated record. NCBI's taxonomy places the organism in Eukaryota, Viridiplantae, Streptophyta, Magnoliopsida, Solanales, Solanaceae.